UUUGUAAUGUUUUAUUUUUUUUUAAAUGUUAAAACUAACAAACAACCAUUUAUUUAAACAUAACGUGCUUUAUAUAGAUUGUAGUUAUCAUAAAAACGUAAGACAGUUUUAACUUAUAUCUGUUUCAAGAGUAUACUAAUUAACAUAGUGUAAGUCAUGAUAAUUAACGUACCAUGAUUUACUGUGAUGCGUUAAUUAACAUGCAUUUUAAUGCACUUGUUAAAAAGUGAACCUUCUGUUCUAAAUCAAAUGUUUAAAUCGACAGUAGCUUCAGUAGCUUGAACAGGUCCGGGUCAUUUUUCAUUACAUCUAUGAUAAGAAAUACUAUGUGCAUUUUAAACAGAAUUAUAAAUACAAUGAGAUUUAUAUUUUAAAAGUUACAUUAUAAAAACGUUCAUGUUAUCAAUUAAUGAAAAAAAUCAAAGUAUAAUCUUUAAAAAUCUUUUGUUAUUUGAUUUACAAUAAUUUGAAAUGAAGUUUAAUUAUUUGUAGAGAUUAACGUGCGUAUAUGAUCGACAUGCUGUGCUAUUUUAGUACAUUUAUCAAUGUUUGCAGUUUUAACGCGUAGGGGAUAUAACACGUGCUUUUAUUGCUGUUUUAAUGUACACAAAGUAUGUUACAAACGUGUUAACUGCGUAUGGUGGGGGUAUUCUAUGCAGUAAUUAGAAACGCAAUCACUUGGCCAGACGAUUUUAAUAUUAUUUGUCGAUACGCGCGAUGUCUGCAAAAGAGUUACCGAUAGCAGAAUUACGACAAGAAAAAACAUGGGUAGCGUUCGUAGGUGACUUUGCGAUUUUAAAGGAGUUCUUUGCGCACAAAAAACGACGAAUUUGGUACGCGGUGCAAUUACUUGAAGUUUUUUUGCGUGGAUUUGGACAGAUCGUUUUUGCGAAUAAUCCUCUCAGCGGGCUGCUGAUAAUAGUUACCUUGGCUGCGGUAGCGCCAGGUGCAUUGGCGUUGUCUGCGGCCACCGCCGGCCUUGGCCUCUUACUGUCCGUGCUCAUACGAGAGCCUGACGAUCUUGUAGAAAACGGGCUAACUGUCUUCAACCCUGUACUGGUUGGGGCGGUAUCGUACAGUCUAAUACCGCAGAUUUAUGGAAGCUUCGAUGCCUUCAGCUUCCUGCUCGUGCUCCUGGCCACGAUACUCAGUGUUUAUCUCGCGCGGUCCCUGAGAAGCGAUAAAUUCUCGUGCACAGCAUGGCCAUUUAACUUGGUGGAGUUCGCGUUGAUUUUCGCCCUCUCAACGCAGAAUGGCUCGGACGUGGUGGCCAAAUCUGUGGAGCCAAUAUUUGAAAUGCACAAUGCAACAAGUGAGACGACGACAACGGACGGCGCCGGUUUCUAUGAGCAGAAUGCUACCAGCGUUUACAUCGACUGGGGAAUGAUUGUACGAGGCAGUGUUGUAUCCGCGUCACAGCUGUUGGCGAUUGAUAAUGUGAUCGUUGGUGCUGUCAUGUAUCUGGCGAUGCUAAUAUACUCGCCUAUCUCAACCGCAUUUUCGUACUUUGGCGCUCUCUGCGGAACACUCGCAGGCUUGGAGCUCGGAGAGGACAGACACAAAGUCUACAGCGGGUUGUGGGGGUACAAUAGUCUCUUGACCGGGGCCGCUUUGGGAGGAAAUCUGUUGGUGCUGAACGGUCAAACGGCCGCCGCUGCCAUCGUGGCGAUUAUUUACACUCCACUCCUGCAGUACACCAUAGAAUCGAUAUUUGCAAAAACGCAGUUACCGGUGCUGUCGCUGCCGUUCGUGACGGCGACCUCGUUGUUUCUAAAAUUGAGCGGCGGCAAGGAGGAUCCAACGUUCCCGUGGCCCGUAUCGAUCACCUUUCCCGAGAAACAGCGUCAUAAUUAUCUCGCUCGUCGCCGCGCGGCAGCUCGAGAGGAAGUUGCAGCGGAAGAACUUGAGCUCGUCACACGGGAUGAAAGGAAGCCAAUCCCGUCGGAUAAUUAACAGCUUAUCCCUCCCUUUGAGUGAUAUGUAAUUACAGUUUAGUAUUACGUAAUAGGAGAUAAUUUUCAUCGUUUUUCGUAUCGUCUUAAUCGUUUAAAACAAUUUCCUACCGCUUUUCAAUAUUGUUUAUACAAGUGUGUAUUUAUGAUUGACUAACAAUUGACGGUUUAGCUUGAACUCGCCGUCUAUCUCUGACAGUGGCCUUCGAUUUAAUUGUAACGUCAAUCCAAUAACCGAGUUUACCAUCUGUAUCUUCUCGAGAAGGAGCCCUUUCCGCCGAUUCGUUCAUGCGGAAUAGAUAAAGUUAGUCUUGUGAAACUUGCGAAUGUACACGUCUUUCAAGCAUCAGUGAAUGCUAAUAGAAAUCAGAUUUGUACAGAUAGAAGAGUGAUAGCUAGAUAUAACUACUUUGUUGUAUCCUGUACAUAAUAUUUUGUAGAAGUUAGCAACGAAAAUAAUACAUUAAAACUUUUGAAAAGCAUGAAAUGUAAAAUUUACGAAGACAAGUCGAUGUAUAGAAAAUUAUACAUUGCGCUUACUGCUUCGAAGGUCAUAAAAAAAUACAUUAAUAUAAAUUUGCUGGAACUAUUCCAUUAAAAAAAAAAAAAACUGAUUUUUCAAGCCACGCACGCACGCUCUCCUUUUAAUAGAGUUUGCGCUAACGUUCUAGGAACAUUUCUGAUUCCAAGAUUCUUAGUCGCGUUUUCAGAUAAUGGCGUACGUGCUAAUCUUCUUAUCUUGCGUGGGCGAUCCAGAACACGGGAGGGAGAAGAUGAUAUAUAAAGGCUAAUUCUGAUGGAAGGGGGUUUUUUUGGCGGGGCGCCUUUAUUGAGCUGCGAGAAGCUACAGGUCGAUCGAUGAAAUUUAUUUCGACGCUUUCGCGCUGUCACGGGUUAUAAAAUAAAAUUGAUCGCCAGAUCUUCUGCAGAAGUGAAAUUAUAUUAGGAGAGCCAUACGGAGCUCGACUGCUCAUUGCUACUGGAUUUCGAUUCUUACAUUUGUACGAAGGUAAGCUGCCGUAAAAUACAGAGCAAACGAAAGUCCGCGUUUGAAGAAGAGAGCUCGAUUGGGGCUGUUCCAAAGCGAAUGGAUGGCGAAGAGUAAGUGAGUGUGCGAAAGAAGUUCGUUUCGAGGACGUUUUAACAAAGACGAGGCCAGCCCUCGGGCUUUUCUCGCGACACCCUCCAGCCGACCUAAUCAAACUAGCGAGAAGAGAAUCGUACUGUUUCGUGCGGCAACAACUGCUACAAUUUGCCCUCGUUCUCCAAAGAAAGGGGAGCUAAUGAAGAAAAGUGGAAUUUCAGAUUCGCCGCACGAUCGUUAUACUUAACGCGAUCGUUACUUUAGCAGCAUUCUUUUUUUUUUUUAGGUUUGAUGUUCGAGAUUUAUAUUCGAACUCUUGAUCAUUAAUGCGUUGAGAAUGCGCUGUAGUGCGUUACGACGUUGUUAAAAUGUAGAAUUUUAUCUUAGUCUGGUACAGCGAGUAUCACGAUCUAUCUUUAUAACGUAACCCGUAACUGCGCUGUUGCAGCAAGUAAUAAAAUGAUUUAUACCUCGAUAAGCCUGGUUUAACACAGGGCCCAGAUGCCUCCGCAAAGUCGACUUUUCCUCUGCGAAAGCUAUGUAACGGACAGUAGAUAUCUCGCGUAGAUAAUUAUAUACGAUAAUACAUUAACAUUAAUGCUGGUAAUUUGCGGUUUGCCGACACGCAGUUUGCCAUUUCGGCAGUAAUUAAAGGGCAAUAAUUUUAAUUCGGUACAUCAACUCACUCACUCACUAAUAGCAGGACAGUGAGCGCGUUACAUAUUGAUAAUUAAAUUGCAAAUUAAAGUUUAACGAAAUUCUAAAAUUUAUUUAAGAGAAAAUUAAAUUAAUAAUAUUAAUCGUACAUUAUAAUCUCUCUGUAUUACUGAAAUGCGAUUUGAAAGAUUUUGCAGUACUCUAGGGCUUUUUAUACCGUAAAAGCUAUUGAUUCUUGGGUAUUUUAAGAGCUACCAUCCUUUUUAGUUUGGCUUUGAAUAUUUCUAAUCCGCAGAGAAAGAGAGACUGCGCAAUAUACAGAGCGAUACAUGCCUCCGUCAGCUUAACUAGCACACAAACCUACAUUUCGCAGUCGCUGAAACUGGCGCGUUCGCGUGCAGAAUAAGAAGCGCGUGCGAGGUAAGGGUUGUAAGGACUUUAAAGGAUAAACAUCUCGGUUCGUUGGCACCCUUAGAGUCCAGUUUCAGCUGGGAGAAGGGAGAAGAGUCGUUCGUCGACGGUGACGACGGCGCCGACGUCGAUGGUGCUGGUGGUGGUAGCGGCGCGGCGUCGUCAGGAAGGGGUAGGGCUGAACGCAUCCCUGCCAGAUCGGCUACCUGCCCGCCGCCAACCCUGUUCGUUCCGCGACGCUACCCCAGUACUCGGGCGAUCGCUAGCACCCGCACACGCGACAUCCCUCCGUGUCGGGGGUGCGCGCCACCGUGUCUGCAUGUAUGUGUGUGCGUGCGUGCUGCUCGCUGAGGGUGCUGCCGAUCGCAGUGGCAGCCAGCAGCGUAACGUAGCCACCCCGCGUGGCACGCUAAUAGCUCGAUCAACCCUCGCGCCCGUGCCGCGCGAGGGUGCACGGGGUGCCUACAAGCGUCACGACCUCCCGCAUUAGGCGCAUGAGAGGAGAGCUAACCGCGGACCUCUGGUCAGCAGCAUCCGCGAGAUAGGAGUAAUGUAAUCGCCUGUAAAUGUGUACAGAAGAGAAUCGCGAGUAGGCCACGGGUAAGGUGUUUGGGAUCUCUCACGGAAGAAGAAUCGCUUGGAAAAAUUGGGGGCGACGUGAGCAGAUUGGAUACUACGUCAUGGUGAACCUAGCGAAUAAAUUAGAACGAUGUUUGGAGAUAGCCGCUGGGUAGUUUGAAGCUCGGGUCUGCCUUCGCACUUUCACAGAUACGGACGAGAUCGCGGGAUCAUCGGAUGGCUCAAAGCGCGGGAAAGUCUCCGCAUAGUCCAACAUUCUCGGCACAUCCACGUAGUAUCGGAUGACUUUAUGGUCAAUCGGCUGCC
Messenger RNA from Solenopsis invicta (red fire ant), 4989 nucleotides. Its product is annotated as urea transporter 1. Lineage: Eukaryota; Metazoa; Arthropoda; Insecta; Hymenoptera; Formicidae. Gene Ontology annotation, molecular function: urea transmembrane transporter activity. Gene Ontology annotation, biological process: urea transmembrane transport. The transcript has 11 exons. The record is from RefSeq and is a predicted model, not a curated record. Gene Ontology annotation, cellular component: membrane. Bases 718 to 1953 code for a protein of 411 amino acids.